Molecule: messenger RNA, 2106 nt
Organism: Clunio marinus
Lineage: Eukaryota; Metazoa; Arthropoda; Insecta; Diptera; Chironomidae
Source: the annotation of a GenBank genome assembly
GAAAUUAUCUUGGAUUUCCUUUGUAACUUUAAAUGAUGAAUAGUUCAUUUUCUUUAGAGAGAAUUUUCAUGCUGAAAUCACUUCAAACAGAACUGAUCAAUCUCAGAAUAAGUAAUUUGUCGGUCGAGAAUGAUUUCAGUUUGUUUUGCUUUAUCAUUCACCGAAUGUUCACAUGCUAUUCGCUCUUUCGGAGCUUCAUCGUUGAGAGAUCCAGAGAAUUCAAUGAAAAUUUCCAUUACGCUUACUCUCGCAUGACGUAGAAUUACUGAGAAUAUCGAAGUCGUUUUGAGCGAGUAUAAAACACCGACGAAAGACGAAAGCAUUUCAAACUAUUUCAAGAGUUUGAUAGAAAGAGAACAUCGUGCCAUUACGAUCGUUAUUCUUUUAAUGAUUACACCAACGAGUUAGUCAAUCUUAAAAAGUGAGAGUUUUAAAACAAAAUUAAAGAAAUAAAACAAUUAAAGGGACCAGAACGAAUUUAAAAAAAUUUGUGAAAAUUAAACUAGAAAAAAAUCGCAAAUGUUUUGAGAAAAUUUACAAAAGAAAAUUUCAGUAGUUUCUCAAAGUCAUUCAAAAAAUCUCGAAACAAAAGUUGAAAAAAUACUGAGAACUGAACUGUGAUAAAACAGAAAGGAAGAAAUAAUUUUUCAAAAGCGUCCUUAAACAUUGAAAAUAAGUUCUACCUAAGAAAUAAAAAGAACCGACAGCUCACAAAAAAAAUGGUCGGAAUGAGAAACGAAGCAAUAAUUUCGAUGCGUUUUGUUCGCAGCAAAUUAAGGAAACGUGAAGAGUCAUCUCACGUUGUUAACAGCAAUGAAGCCACACAACCAACUCACGUUGUAUCGACGACAGUGGAGCCAGUGGGAUUCCGACAAAGCCCUUCCAGUGUUUGGCAUUUUCCACCACUCCCACCACAACCCAAUCUCUACACCUACAACGCUAAUAGUCAAGAUGCGUUAGUUCGCAGCGACAAGUUGGGACUGAGAGGCUUCCGAAAGCAGCUGAGUGGACGCUUCAAGCGAUUAGUGUCGAAAAAAGCACCAGAACCAGCACCAACUAUUCCACCCGAACUUAAACCUCAGCUUAAAACUAUUUACGUGUAUUAAGUGACGGAGACGAUGAAGAUCGAACCUCUGAAAAUACUUUAGUUUUAACUUUACAUUCAUAAGAUUCCACAAAGCAGAAAAAAGUCAUUAAUUAGAAAGAACAACUAAAAAUUUUGGAGAUCCAUCAAAUUCAGUUUUCAUUAAACGUUUUAUUUUUCCUAAAAUAUCUCUUUGUGAAGAUGAUAACGAAAAUGAUCUCCACGAAAAAUUGGAAUUCUGAUAUCACAGUGAUAAAGUGAGGUUUAAAGUUUAAGGAAAAGAUAAUUAACAUAAAAGAAAAGAUUUAGGAGUAUUUUCUUAAUUAGCUGAUUAGUUGACUUGUAGGAUGUUUAAGAUUUCAAUUUAUUAAGACUGACACAAACACACACAACAGAAAAAAAUGAAUAAGAAGAUGUAAAAAAGUUAGAGAAUGGAGGAACAAAUUAACGAACUCUGUGCAUGAAGCAGAGUGGAAAAAAACCUAAAAUUUGUGCAAGCAAUAGUUCAAUAACAAUGAGUAGUUAACGCCAUGUUGAUUAUUGUAGAAAAAAAAAAGAUUUUUGAACAGAUUUUUAAAAGCUUGAGCAUUUAAAGUGUGAAUAAAAUGAGAUGUCUGUGUCAUUGCGGGUAUAAAUUCCACGCGAACAAAGAAUAAUGAUAAAGAAGUGUGUUGAAGUUCAUUUCAAUUAUGAAGCGAUUUAAAUAUCGCUCACAUUGAGCGGAAUGAUUAUGGUUUGAUUGAUUUUAAGGUGUUGAAGAAAUAAUAUCAGGAAGUGAUUCCGAUGUGAAUAAUUUUAGAUUCAAAUUUUUAACUGAUUCAAAAUUAUAAAUUUCAAUUCAAGUUCAUUAGUUCACUAAAUAAGAAAAAAUAUUAACUAACUAUCAAAACAAAUUCAAUCAGUAUUUUUGUUUUAGUUUAGUUUUAGCAUAAAUUUUUAGAUUAAAGAAAGCGAUGAUGACGAUUGAUAAUAAAUAAAUAAAUAAAGAAGCCAUGAAAAAGAUGAAACAAUGUUGUAGUAAA